This is a messenger RNA of Pseudogymnoascus destructans, 1884 nucleotides long. RefSeq lists its product as uncharacterized. The record is from RefSeq and is a predicted model, not a curated record. The transcript is spliced from 8 exons. The coding region runs from base 1 to 1587 and encodes 528 amino acids. NCBI's taxonomy places the organism in Eukaryota, Fungi, Ascomycota, Leotiomycetes, Thelebolales, Thelebolaceae.
AUGCAUACAGGUCUGUGCUCGUACUGUAGUCCUAGCAUAGCAAGCGUGUCCCGACCCCUAUUCACCCUGUUCACCCCGCUCUUGGCCGCUGUGGGACAGUGGUGGGCAAGGCUAUGGAAUAUAUUUGAACUAUAUGUCUGUUCCUUCUUUCUUCGUCGUACCUGUGUCUGUCUGCAUCAGCUUUGCAAGAUGCGCGUCCUUGGCAUCUUCGUAUCUAUAGCGGCUGCUUUGCUCAAUGUCGCCGUCGCAGAGUCUGAGACCACGCGGUUAGUAGAGGCAUUCACGAAGGUGCCGCCAUGUGCUCAAAAAUGCGGUGUGGUAACGCUAAAGGCAGCCGGGUGCGACCUGCUUGACGUUAGAAAUUGCUUUUGUUUGAAUGCGGACUUGCAAUUACAAGUAUCCGUCUGUGUCGUGGAAACAUGCAAAGUUGAAGACCAAGCCGCCGCGACACUCAUUCUCCAAAAUGGAAUAUGCUACGACAUCCCACAACCUUCACGGAGUGCGGAGCUUAUACGAGACGUUAUCAUAAUCUCCUCAAUAACCUAUCCUAUUAUUGCACUGAGAUUUUUCUCCAGGAGCCUUGUAUCAAACAGAUUAUGGUUAGACGAUUGGGCAGUCGUGGUUGCAGCUGUCCUGAUGGUUCCGAUGGUUGUUAUUCCAAUUUACAUUGCUACACUCGGCUUCGGAAGGCACCUCUGGGACGUUGACCCCAAAAAUGUCAUAAUACUUAGGAAGCUCUUCUACAUUUCCCAAAUACUCUAUCUUCUUGUACAAGGCCUGGCAAAGGUCUCUAUUCUUUUUUUAUACCUCCGGAUUUUCCCCAACAGACAGUUUCGCCGUAUCAUACACAUAGCACUUGUGUGGAUGGCUUGCCGCACCAUUAUUUUUGUCUGCGUCAUCGUCUUCCAGUGCAUACCCGUCACAGCCUCAUGGGACCAGUCGGUGAUUGGAAAGUGCGCGGAUCAGCAAGCAUUUGCGUAUGUGGGUGCUGCAGUGAGCAUUUUUGAGGACAUCGUUAUCAUGUUCCUCCCAGUUUACGAGUUGCAUGGCUUGACACUGAGCCUGAAGAAGAGGCUCAUUUUGGGUUUCAUGUUUGCCCUCGGAUCUUUCGCUUCCAUCACUUCCAUUAUUCGUCUCAAAUAUAUUGUCUCGUAUGGCACGACUAUUGACGUGACUUAUGCCAACGUCAACCCUGUUAUAUGGAGUAUUCUCGAAUCAUUCACUGCAAUCAUCUGCUCGAGUCUCAUAUGCCUCCGCCCACUCAUUGUAAAAAUCUUACCCAAAUCGUUCCCAUCUACGGCAAUAAGCGAAUCAACACGCACCCCCACCACGCCCGGCUGGGCCAAGUCGAUAAAUGUGAAGCUCGCCAGCAAAAUGCGGCAUAGCAGUAACAGGUUCGAGCUUCACAGCCAAGGCGGCGAAGGCGGCGAAGGGUUGACGGCGGCAGAUAACGUUAUUCGAGUGCAGAGGUCAUGGGUUACGGAAACUAGCCCCGCUGAUAGGGCUGCGAGCUUGGAAAUGAAGGGCUGUAGUAGUAGUUGCGGCACGAUCACCACGGAAAAGAACUCGUGGGACCAGGGAGUCUAGGGAAUGGUUUCCGUAUCCCGCUAAUAUUAUGAUGUAUAUAACGUAUUUCACAAGCGAGUGAGCCACCCCAUUUUACACCCAAAAUCAUGAAUUUUGUAACUAAAUAUCUCAACAACUAAUCGUUGGUUUCCAAACCACCGCCUGGAGGCGGUUGGCGAAAGCGAUCCUUGCUGCGAAAGCGAUCCUUGCUCUCUCGGCAAACGCGAGCGCGUCCAAUGCGACAUCAGGACAACGCGACUAUCUGGACAACAAACAGCAAUGAACGUAGAUAUAAUUGAUUAAUUAAAUAGGUUAGGA